CAGUCGAUGGUUUGGCUUAGUGGUCAGUAGACUCAGUACUAAGCUGUGACGACGUCGUUUUAGUGGAAUGCCAAAAAGAAGGGGUUGUAGGGUUCAAGGGAGUUGUCCAUUUUCCGGUUUUCUCAUUUUUCUUCUCUGAAUCCUCCAGGCAUUGAGAUGGCUGGGGUUUGCAGAUCAGCGGUAAUGGCUGGCACAAAGUCUCUGGCUUCUCGAUCCAAAGCCCUAAUCCCCAAAACCCUUUCUUCAAAGCCAUUGGCUUCUCCAUUUUCUUCUUCCACAAGACCCAUGCCCUGCGCUUCCAGGAUCCUUUCGGCGUUAGGAAGUGUGGAAUCUCUGAUGCCGCUUCACAGCGCCGUUGCUUCUGCUCGCCUCAAAUCCUUCAUUGCCGUUGAUUCCACCUCCUGGAGCUGGCUUUCCCAAGGUUUCUUUCCUCUCCUCUUCAAAUUUUAUUUCUUGUCAUAUCGACGAUGUUGAACUCUUCUUCAGUUUUUCAGUUUUCCGUGCUUCUGAAUUUCUUUUUGCCCUUUUCCUUUUUUAUAAGAUGAUUUCUGUCAAGAUAUUUGGUUACUCAAAUGAAUCAUUAGGUUUAGGGCCCUAUGUUUAGCAAAUCAAUGGAUUUAGAAUUCAAUCUUGUAGCAAUAAAGUAUUGAUAGAUGCCUCUUCUGACAUGAUAUUCUACUUGCUGUUAUAGGACGUGCAUUGCCUUUGUGACAAGGCCCGCAGGAUCUAUAGGGAAGAUAUUUGAAUGGGUUUUUUUACCAAAAAAAUGUCCUUCAAGUCACGAAGUUUGUACUUGGAAUCUGCAGCUUAAUUGACUGAGUUACUUGUUGCUAUUGUUACCUUUUCCUUGAACAAUUUGGUUUUGUGCUCAAGAAAUUUCCUUGGCCUGCCUUUUUGGCUUCUAAAUUAGUGUUUUGUAGACAAUGCAUGAAAGAAAAUGGCAAAAUGCUUUCUCAUUGUAAUAAAUAUGCUUCAUGCUAA
Vitis vinifera (wine grape) is the source of this 981-nucleotide messenger RNA. RefSeq names its product protein NONRESPONDING TO OXYLIPINS 2, mitochondrial. The transcript has 2 exons. The record is from RefSeq and is a predicted model, not a curated record. NCBI's taxonomy places the organism in Eukaryota, Viridiplantae, Streptophyta, Magnoliopsida, Vitales, Vitaceae. Bases 157 to 474 code for a protein of 105 amino acids.